GCCGCCUUCUUCGCUAUCUUUGGCUGCUCGUGCGCUCGACGUGUCAAACGUGCGCGUAGGGCGCAAGAGUGGGACAUUGAUGGCGCGGCGGAAGAUCGGGCUCGGGAGCAUAAUCGCAGAGACGAGGACGGCGAGGCCUCGAUACCGAUGAUGUCUCAUACUCGAUCCGGAUCGAGUAUGUCGAAUGCGACGUUUGCGACGAAUGAUACGGGAAAUACGGGUGGGACCACGGGGAAAGGUAGUGUGAGAAGUAGGGCGCGGGCGAGGGGAGCUGCGAUUGAGUGGGGGCUGGAUAAGUGGGUUUUGGGGCCGAUGAAGGCGUUGUUUGGGGGGAGGAGGAUUAUGCCGGUUAGGAAGAGACAGACGAGUGAUGGGUUUUCGAUUGAUGAGGAUGCGAUUGGUGGUGAUGGCAUUAUAGCAGGGAGCGGGAGUGGCAGUGGCAGUGGAAGGACGGACGCUGAGACUGGCGUGGGGUCGGGUACAGCAGGGAGUAGUUGGAGGAGUUGGUGGGCUCAUAGUGUCGGAAGGAGUCGAGGGACGCCAUCCAGUGAAAGGAGUUCUAGAGGAAGGAGGACAAGGACGAGAAACGGGAACGAUACCACACGAAUUACGGUCGACAGGGCGCCAAACCGGAUGCCGAGUGACCACGAUGAACAGGAUCUGGAGGGACAUGUGUACGGACCCGUUAGUGGGCCUAGAGGGACUGGAGCCAGUGUGAGCAGAGGCCCAGGACCGUACGUCCCAAUCUCGAACUUGUCGUCUCCGCCGGACGACGAAGACCGGGAGAACAUCAUCUUCGAUUACCGCAGCUACGGUGAUUCUUGGGAUCAGAAGAAUCACAAUCGCCACCCUCCUCACUCACUGGCAGUGGACACCGAUCCAACGGACAACUACGACCGGAGAGAGGACGAAUCAAACGAGGCCCCACCAAGUGUCAUUCUCAUAUCCAAAACAGGAGAAAACUUCAGCAUCAAUACACACAGUGCUCUAUCACCGUCUGCUUCGAUGUCGGUUUCGACGCCACAUCCCACGAGUAGUGGUAAGAGUGGACGAGCGAGUAAGGGCAGCAUGACGGGUACGGCCAGUGGGAGCGGUCAUAGUGGUCCUGGACCUGGUGAAGCCUCGGGUUCUGGUUCCGGUCAGAGAGGUGGACCACCAUCGAGUUGGGAGCGGAGGAAUGUCCGACAGGAUACGGUGAUGUCUAUCGGGACUGAGGCUACCGUGGGAUCCGGGGUUGCGUCCCAGUCUAAUUUGCCUGGAGCUCGUGGUGCGAGGUCGAGAGUUCCUCCAAUACUACAGCCGUCAUUACCUUCGCCGCCUCUUCCGUCAGCAUUUGGCACUGGGCAGGGAAGGUCUUCGUCACCACCUCCGAUGCUUAGAAAAGCAGAUGGGAACGAAUACGGUCCUGCCAACAUGGCUCAACCUCUCGAGGAUGGCGGUGUCCAGGUAAUGCGGGGAGCGGGAGGAGGGACGAUUGGCACUGUGAAGUCUAUCGCGACGGAUGCCACGGCGAGGUCAGGAACCCUAUCGCCAUCCGCAUCCGUUGCGUUUACUUCUGGGCCGUCAUCGUAUGCUCAAGGGCAAGGGCAGGGACGCAAGGGAGCGUAUGGUGUAGGGGGUGGUGCCGGAGGCCCUGGGAAUGCGGGAAGAAUCAGACCGGGGACGAUUGAUACUCUUGGAACGGAGGCGACGUUCUCGACGAAGGCCACGAAUGGAUCGUCACAGUCAUCAACCCAUGGUGGCGGUCAAGGAAGCUCAUUGUUUACCUCGGCCUCUUUUUCCAAGAGCUCGAGUGCUCAUGCAACCUCGAUGCCGGUGGUAGAGGCGAGCGUAGGGAGAGCAGAUGGUGUGUACGGUAAAGGAGAAGUCGAGGUGCAGAGUCCGAAGGACAUGGAAGACUGGCCGAAAGCAUCAGGCACAGUUAAACAACGAGAUAGAAGCAGUGUAGAGGUAGUACCACCCACACCUGCUGCAUGGAGAGAAGAUCCAUUCGCUUCGUAUGUUCCUCCACAGCUACAACCUACGCCACCGCCACCGCCACCGCCACCACCCCAGCUCAUGACAUCCUCUUCUUCGUCAUCAAGCCAAAGCCUUCAGCCUUCGGCAACAAUGCAGUCGCCUUGGUAUCACCCUUACCAAUCGAGACAUCCCGCAUUAUCCACAAUCGCCUCUGUCCCCUCAUCAUCCAGUGUGGCACUCGCAUCUACUGGCUCCCCAGCAUCCGUUGCAAUACCGCUUCACACCCAGCACUCCAAUCCCGAUCUACAACGGAGCCCCAACGCCGUUCCCAGAAGUCUCGGACACAAGGCUUCUGCAGAGUCGACAAGCUCGGCGAUGAAGAAGGGGCGCGCAAAUAGACCGCCUCCGUUCGCUUCAUUCUCUGUGACAUCCUCGUCACCCGACCUAACAAUAUACAACAGACAGGAGUCCUCGAGCUCAGUGAUUUCAGAGGGAAACGAAGCUGAAUUCGGGUAUCUUCCUGAGUCGGGUGACCAAUAUGUUCAGCAUCGCGGGCAUGCGAGAAACGGAUCGAGUUCUACGUCUCCCGCACUGGCAACUGGCCUCUCGCGUCAGUUCAUGGACACAUCGCCUGAACAUGGAUCUCUUCCAACCGCUACGCAAGCAGAAUUCUCACCUUCCUUCAAGCCAUCCACUCAGUCUCCUCCCUACACCUCUUCUUAUACGCGUUCGCAUACGCGAGAGUACUCGAAUCAGUCAUACGAGCCAACUUCCUCGCACAUACUCUCACCAUCGCAUUCACCAUCUCUUUCUCCUGGGCAGCCCCUUGUAUCGCCAUAUUCUCCGCCUGCUCCUCUUUCUCCGCCAUCAUCUAGUACAAUAACACAUGUACGAACAACUUCCAAUCCUCAUGUACGGCAACUCCCUCAAAUUCCGACACAGCAACCACAACCACAAGCACGAUCGCCUCCGCCACAGCUCCUGCGUUUCCACUCUGGAUCACCCUCAAAUCUACCAAUAGAUCCCGAUUCGCCGUCUAACUUACUUCCUACGUCUGUCAGAUCUGCUGGGUAUAACCCGUUCCAGCCUGUGGCGUAUCAGAAUGGUGAGCAAGCGCAUGGGCAGGGGUAUGCAAACAUUAGCCCUGGAUCAGUAGCGAGGUAUGGUGGGUAUGGGGAAGGAAUGGAUGCACUGGCUGUCCUUGAAACGCCCGAAAACACUGCGGAUUAUCGAUGACAUAUCCCGGUCAUAUUCUGUGUUUUGGACUUCGUCUGAUCUCGUUGGCAUUCCGAUUAUCUGUUUAUAUCUCAUUGCGGUCAAUACUGCUGAUGGACACUGUACGAGAACUUAUCCCUCACGACUAAUGAUACCACAACCAAAGGACUGUUGCUUAUUUGUGGAAUGUUUUCUUCUUCGUUUUCACUCUCGUCGACCUUUUGAGUCUUUUGUAUAUAUAUCUUUAUUGAUCAGAACUCGAC
Messenger RNA from Stereum hirsutum FP-91666 SS1, 3437 nucleotides. RefSeq lists its product as uncharacterized. Bases 148 to 3195 code for a protein of 1015 amino acids. The record is from RefSeq and is a predicted model, not a curated record. The transcript is spliced from 2 exons. NCBI's taxonomy places the organism in Eukaryota, Fungi, Basidiomycota, Agaricomycetes, Russulales, Stereaceae.